AUGGGGAAGACCCAGCUCCCCAGCACUCCUCCCCCAGGGCAACCUGGACGCAGACGGGCGACGAGCCAGAGCCAGAGCCAGAGCCGUUUAUUUUUGCCGGCCCCCGCCUCCACCCCUUCCGUAACCUUGGCCGUGACAACUUCCAGCGACGGCCUCGCGAGGGAAAUCUCGCACCACAACAGUCGAACGACAUCAGGCGAGAUGGCCGAACAGAACGGUAUAGAUAUCCUCUGCGACGCUGCCGGCUCCGACCUGUUGCUGGGCUCCAUCUUCGGCGGCGCCUCGCCGCAGGAGCAGCGCACCAAGCGCGUCAAGCUGGCCGACGACGCCUCCUCCCCGUCGUCACCACACGUCUGCCACAUCUGCCGGAGAGUAUACGAGAGAGCCGACCAUCUGACGAGGCAUUUGCGAUCUCACGAGAAUGCGCGGCCCUAUCAAUGUUCGAGGUGCCCCAAGCGAUUCAAUCGAGCCGACCUCUUGACUCGACACGAAACGACCCACGACAGAGACGAUGGCGCAAAGGGGAAAACAAUAAUACGCCGGAGCGACCGGGCCGCAGAGGCGUGCCUGAAUUGUGCUUCAUCAAAGGCAAAGUGCGACGACCAGAAGCCCUGUGGCCGCUGCAAGACCAAGGGCUUAAACUGCCAAACUGCUUCCAAGCGGACGUCGGUAUACGGGAUAUCAGAUGUGAACUCGGCUGUAUCCUCCUCGGAUAGCCCCGACUUAACGAACUCGUCUGGCGCUACAAUGGACUCCAAUACUGCAUCGUCUGUAUACUCGGAACGAAAAGUUCAGUUUCCGCCGGGGCCUACUAUUGCCAUGGACCACGGCAUGUCGGCCAUGCCAUACAGCACGGACUAUACGGUGCCACCGCAUCCGAUGAUGGAAGAUACCACAGAUGAUAUGUUCUAUUUCAAUCCAACUCAUAAUUUCUUCCAGGAUAUGGACUUUACUUCGUCGUGGGAUCUGAAUUUCGACAGUUAUACCAUACCUCAAGUAGAGCUUCAGGGUCCUAGUCCACAGUCGUCAACCACAUCCACCUCGAGACAUAUAGCAAGAGACCCGACCCGUGGAUAUGCCGCCUUCAAGCGUUCGCCCUGGCUCUGGGAGCCAAAGACGCGAGACUCCCUGGGCAGAGAACAGGAAGGCUUGAUGUUCAACGAGAAGACUAUUGCUCACUCACCCGCAUACGAAAAGAUUAUGGCAUCGAACUCGAGCCGCCUGAAAAUGGAGCCUGCCAUAAGAGAUCGACUAUUUGCCCUAGUUUUGGGUCAACACAGAGACCAUUCCAAGGUACCGUCGUUUCCAAGUUUGGAUCUGCUCAACUAUAUGUUACAAGCACAUUUCAUACAUGACGAUUAUCAAACGGACAGCUGGAUUCAUUCGGCUUCAUUCGAUCCAUCACAAGCUAUACCAGAACUUUUGGUAGCUCUGAUAUCAAGCGGGUCGGCAUUCAUCGCAGUGCCUGCAAUAUGGCAGUUCGGCCUUGCCCUACAGGAAGUGGUACGAAUGGGCCUUGCUCAUCGGUUUGAAGCGAACAACGUGCGCACGAGGGAGCUUCAGUAUCUUCAAACUUUCAUGCUCCAGCUCGAUAUCGGUAUCUGGAGUGGUUUUAAAAGGAAAAUGGAAAUAUCAGAGAGUUUUAUCCAGCCGCUGCUCACUAUGAUGCGAAGAGCGGGGACUUUGUCUGCGCCCGCAGAUACUCCCAACUUGAUCCCUUUACCAUCGGACUCUCCAGAAGAGCUCGAGAACAAGUGGCGAAAGUUCGUUCAACGAGAAUCGUACAAAAGGCUUGUAUUACAUUUAUUUUUCCACGAUGCGCAAGGAGCGGUUACUUUCCAGCACGCUCCCUUGAUGUCAUAUACGGAGUUGUGCUUCAGCGUACCAGCGGCUCGGGAUCUCUGGCGGGCACCGACUGCUGAGGCAUGGCGAGAGAUUUAUCUUCGAAAGAAGCCACUUCCCGCAGAGGCUUCGCUUCCUCGGGUAUCAGAGGUGAUGCUAUGCACAGCAAUACUUGAUACAUUCGAAGAGUUCGUUGAUGUUGAGCUGUGCUACAGCGCCAUCCUGUACGGUUUCUUGGGACAGAUUACGGCAUACAGGGAAGCAACCAAGUUCUACCGCCAUGGGUACCCUGCUGCCAAUCAGCGUAACACAACCUUUACUCACCGUCUGUGGUUGACUUCACAACACCAGGAACUCUAUCGCGACGUAUCUGAGUUUGCCGUCUUGGUAAACAGCUCUCCGAAAAUAGCAACACAACUUUCAUUGGUUGCAGACCUCUUCAUGAUGAUUCUGCAUGUUUCUCCGGACGAGCUACAACGCUUCGCCGGCAAGCAAGGCGAAGAUGAAGCGCGAAACGCUGCCAUCUUCUUGGAGGAAAACUGGGUGCGGAGUCGAGACGCGCGCCACGCCGUCUGGCACGCCGGCCAGGUCAUUCGUUACGCACGAAUGCUACCCCCAGCUUCCUUACGCGGUUUCAAUGCCACCGCUGUAUACUUCGCCGCAUUGACGCUGUGGAUAUAUGGGCUGUUGUCAUGCUCAAACUCCACUCAUGGACAGGAUCCCUCUGAGAUGCCGGCGCCUCUGACGUAUGUUUUGGUAGACGGGAACGAGAGCAGGGAGACGAGGGCGUUCCUGCAGUUGGACAAGGGGAAUCCCGGCAUAACCGUCAGUGGUGACAUGCAUUCCGGCGUCGAGUCGCUGUCCAAUCCGGGCAUGGUGCUCAACGUCGCCAGGAAUGUGUUUAGGGACAAUUACCCUGUACGGACAGAGCCGCUGCCGCCUCUGGUAGAGAGUCUAGGGAACCUGCUGAGAGAUCUGGGCACCGGCCCGGCCGGUCGGCCAUCGAGAGUCCAGAGCCGGGCUGUCAGUGAGGAGAGGGUGUGA
Messenger RNA from Neoarthrinium moseri, 2886 nucleotides. RefSeq lists its product as uncharacterized. Lineage: Eukaryota; Fungi; Ascomycota; Sordariomycetes; Amphisphaeriales; Apiosporaceae. The coding region runs from base 1 to 2886 and encodes 961 amino acids. Gene Ontology annotation, molecular function: DNA-binding transcription factor activity, RNA polymerase II-specific; zinc ion binding; DNA binding. The record is from RefSeq and is a predicted model, not a curated record. The transcript has 9 exons. Gene Ontology annotation, biological process: regulation of DNA-templated transcription; DNA-templated transcription.